AUGGCGUUCCGUCUGAGGAGUUUCAGGGGGAUUGCCACGUGCAUCGCCCUCCUCCUCGCCGUUUUCUGGGCCCCGCUCUGGGUGUACGACCUGGCGGGCUCGGUGGUGAGGCUAGCAGGGGGAUUUCUCGUCACUAAUGUGCGGCAGCAGGGAUUCCCCGUGAACCCAAUCAAGGCAUCAAUACGCAAUGUCACGAUGGACUUUGAUGAGCUCUCCAAUCUGAUCACCGAGUUCCUGCAAGGCCCCGCGGUCGACCCUGCAGUCCAGCUGUCAUUCCAAGACUUCCUAGCACACCCACAUCUGGAGUUCAGCCUGGACUGGCUCCUCACCACCUACAAGUUUGUGUUUCCCUUCCUGAUCAUCAGCAUGGUAGCCAAGCUGGCCGGUGGGGGCGAGCGGGACAGGGCCGGCAUCGAGGAGCAGCGCAGCGAUGACUUGGACUCCCUGAUUUCCAUCCGGACCAGCGCAAAACCGGGCAGUCCCUUGGGGCCUUCCACCCCUCUGUCCCAGCAGACGACGAUGGCGGGGGCGGCUGAAGUCGGCCCUGGGAAGCACCCCGACAUGGCCUCCCCCCGCCUGGCGGGAGCCCAGUGCUGCCGAGUACGCCCCUCCGCUGCCCUGCCCGCCCCCUUUUCCAGCCUGGUGGCUGGACCCUCCCGAUCCCGGGCAUGCGGUGCCGUUCUGGGCCGGUCCUUGCACCAGGGCGUGGGAGUGAGGGCCGCAGCCACACCCUCUGCUGUUGAGCCUGCCGAGGAGACCUUCUCCUACCAGACCGAGACGGACCGGAUCAUGGACAUGAUCGUUAACUCCCUCUACUCCAACCGCGACGUGUUUGUGCGUGAGCUGGUGUCCAACGCCUCGGACGCCCUGGACAAGAUGAGGCUGACUGCGCUGCAGAACCAGGACGAGUACAAGUCUGGGGCUGACCUGGAGAUCAGGAUCAAGGUCGACAAGGAGGCUGGCACCCUCACCAUCGAGGACUCCGGCAUUGGCAUGACCCGCGAGGAGCUGCUGUCGUCCCUGGGAACCAUCGCCCGCUCCGGGACCAAGAAGUUCAUGGAGGCGAUGCAGGACAAGCAGGACGCCAACCUGAUUGGCCAGUUUGGCGUCGGCUUCUACUCGGCCUUCCUGGUGGCCGACAAGGUGACCGUGCAGACCAAGAGCAACGCCAGCGAGGACCAGUGGACCUGGGAGGGCGCUGCCGGCGCCCACAGCUACAAGGUCCGUAGGGACGCUGAGGUGGACUUGAAAAGGGGGACGCGCAUCACGCUUCACCUGAAGGAGGACGCCAAGGAGUUUGCGGAUGCCGCCAAGAUCGAAGGCCUGCUGAAGCAGUACUCCGAGUUCAUCUCCUUCCCCAUCAAGCUGUGGACCACCAGCUUUGUGAAUGAGCAGGUCCAGAACGACAGCAAGCCGCUCUGGACCCGAUCCGCCAAGGAGGUGACGCGUGAGGAGCAGAAUGCCUUCUUCAAGACCACCUUCAAGGAGUUCCUGGACCCUGCCGCAGUCUCUCAAUUCAACGUGGAGGGCACCCUGGAGUUCUCCGGCCUGCUAUACAUCCCAGGCAUGGCUCCAUUUGACCAGCAAAACAUGAUGGGCAAGCCCCGUAACAUCCGCCUCUACGUCAAGAGGGUGUUCAUCUCCGACGAGUUUGACGAGGACCUGCUGCCGCGCUGGGCGGGCUUCGUCAAGGGCGUGGUGGACUCCUCAGACCUGCCCCUCAACAUCUCGCGUGAGAUCCUUCAGGAGAACCGCAUCGUGCGCGCCAUCCGCAAGCAGCUCGUCAAGCGCACGCUCGACAUGCUCAACGGGCUUGCCGAGAAGGAGGACAAGGAGGAGUAUGGCAAGGUGUGGGAGUCGUUUGGCAAGUACCUCAAGGUGGGCAUCCUGGAUGAUGCCUCCAACCAGGAUGCCUUGGCAAAGCUGCUGCGGUUCAAGUCUUCCAACAGCGAGGAGGGGCUCACCUCCAUUGCAGACUAUGUCUCCAGGAUGAAGGAGGGCCAGAAGAACAUCUACUUCCUCAUUGCUUCCAGCCCUGACGCAGCCAAGCAUGCGCCCUUCGUAGAGGCCCUGACGAGCAAGGGGUAUGAGGUCCUCUACCUGACCGAGUCUGUUGACGAGCUUGUGGUGCUGAAGAUCCAGGAGUUUGAGGGAAAGACAUUCACCGAUGUGACCCGCGAGGAUCUGGAGAUUGACGAGAGCGAGGAGGGGAAGAAGGAGAGCGCCGACGUCGAGGCCGAGCUCAAGGACUUGACCUCUUACGUCAAGAAGGUCCUGGGCGACAAGGUGGAGAAGGUGGUGCCCUCCAAGCGCCUCACCGACUCCCCCGCCAUCGUCGUGCUCUCCAAGUUCGGCUGGUCCACCAACAUGGAGCGGAUCGCACGCGCACAGGCCAUGGGCGACGCGCAGCAGGCAGAAUACAUGCGCGGGCGGCGGAUUCUGGAGAUCAACCCCAACCACCCCAUCAUCCAGUCGCUGAAGGAGAAGGUUUCACUUGAUAGUAGGGAAGUGAAGGAGCAGAUCCAGUUGCUGUAUGACGCGGCAUCCUUGUCUGGCGGCUAUGACAUCGACUCGCCCAAGGACUUUGCGGACCGGAUCUACAGCAUGCUGGCUGGCAAGGCCGGAACAGCGCAGAAAGUGGAGGCCGAGGUUGUCUGA
Messenger RNA from Auxenochlorella protothecoides, 2658 nucleotides. Its product is annotated as Heat shock protein 83-1. The coding region runs from base 1 to 2658 and encodes 885 amino acids. Gene Ontology annotation, biological process: protein stabilization; protein folding; cellular response to heat. Gene Ontology annotation, cellular component: protein-containing complex; cytosol; plasma membrane. The record is from RefSeq and is a predicted model, not a curated record. NCBI's taxonomy places the organism in Eukaryota, Viridiplantae, Chlorophyta, Trebouxiophyceae, Chlorellales, Chlorellaceae. Gene Ontology annotation, molecular function: ATP hydrolysis activity; ATP binding; ATP-dependent protein folding chaperone. The transcript has 25 exons.